GCAUAUUUCACUUUACCACAAUAAACAAAAAUUUUUCUGUAAUUCCGUAAUUAUUCUCCUCUCACUCGUAUUAAUUAAUGAAUUAAUCAGUGGCAAAGCCCCUGUCACGCGAAGAGCAAUAGCUUGAUUCAAGAUUUAAAGAGAAGAAUUGAAAAAACAACUCCUUAAAAAUUGCAUUUCAUUAAAAUGACAGAGAAGAAUUAAAAAAACAACUUAAACAUAACGUCUGAUUAAACAUCGAUAUAUCGACCCACAAAAAUCGAUAAUCGAAAUGGUCGAUAUCCCUCGAACUUCCAGUUCGACACUUUUUUGACAGUCCAGGCAGUCGCAUAUUUCACUGUACCAGAAUAAACAAAACAUUUUCGGCAAUUCCGUAAUUAUUCUCUUCCCACUCGCAUUAAUUAAUGAAUUAAUCAGUGUCAAAACCACUGACCCGCGAGGAGCAAUAACUCGCCGUGAUUGUUGUCAAUAACAAACCCAACGUUCAGUUCCAGUGGAGUGGAGCAUUUAUUCAAGUGAUGUGUGGCAAUUGAAUGAUUCGAAAAGUUCAUAAACAAUUAAUAACAGGGAAUUGUCAACAACAGUCGUCGCGUUGAAGGUAAAAAUAAAAAAAGUUCUCGAUGAAAUGUCGGAAAAAUCACGUAAACUCAUAACGAGGUUUCAUCCGAGCCAUGGGACGAAUAUAAUUCUUUACGAUGACAAUACAGUGGCCUAUCGCAAAGCUAGCUUUGCAGAUGCCCUGACAUUUAGCGAAAAGCCACUCCAGCCUGGUGAGAUAUUUCUCCUGGAGAUUGAGAAGCACGAGAGGGGGUGGAGUGGACACAUGAGGUUAGGACUCACGCAGAUUGAUCCUAGGACUGUUGAUAGGAAUGGGAUUCCGCAGUAUGCAUUGCCGAAUAUGGUGAAGAUGGGACAGAGCUGGAUCUUCGCUAUCACGAGCUGUCCGAAUGUUAAUAUCGAGGGAAUCACACGAUAUGGUGAAAGUAUACUCCUCCAAGAGAGAAAACUAAAAACCGACGGUGUAACAGUGCAAACAUCGAGGGGAUUGAUUCCCUACGCUGCACUGACCCCCAACCUAGCCCAGAACGACAUUUCCCAGGACCCUCUGCCCACAGAGACUGGGAGUAGAAUUGGAGUGAUGUAUGUGCCUCAGGCCGGGACAGAUCUCGCUGAGAUGCAUUUUAUUAUUAAUGGAGUGGACCAGGGGGUCUGUGGCAAGGACAUUCCGUACAGAGAGGGGCCUUUGCACGCUGUUGUCGAUGUCUAUGGGACUACCAAGCAAGUCAGGAUUGUUCAACUCUACGGUGUCUCGACACUUCAGAGUGCCUGUCGUGACGCCAUCCUUCAAUACACAAAGCUAAACGCAGUCGAUUCAUUGCCAUUACCCCAAAUACUAAAAGAUUUCCUACUGUAUCAAAAUCAAGAGUCACAGUGAUCGAUCCAACAAGCAAGAUAAUAGAAGACAAUGGAAUUUUUGUAAGAGUUAAGCAUGAUAAAACCAGGCAGGUCCUAAUCUCAUUAUCCUUCAUUUUCUAACAAUGCGGUAUUUUCUUCUUGUUACUGAUAUUAUUUGAUAUUUAUAUUAUUAUUCCAAAUUACACGAUCUCAAAUUGGUCGUGAACAUGUGGAUCUUUGACACGUGGUUCGUACUCUGGGAAGAACAGCCAUUCUGUUGGGUUUGAUUCGUUUUUUCUUUCGUUGAUUGGAGGAGUUACGGAAUAUUCAGGUGGGUCAUCAGCAUCUCCUCCGCGGAAAUCGAUUUAUUUCUUUGUCUUGUUUGAAAUCACUUGAAUCAAGUGAAUUUAUCGAAAGACGGUCUCUUCUCAGUGUGAUUAGCGUUUGGUGGGAAAUUGUAGUAUGACGAAAGUAUGAAGAAAGAUACGUAAAAGUAGAUGAAACUGUGCAUUUUUUAAAAUAAAGUCUUUUUUCU
Molecule: messenger RNA, 1930 nt
Organism: Diachasma alloeum
Lineage: Eukaryota; Metazoa; Arthropoda; Insecta; Hymenoptera; Braconidae
Product: neuralized-like protein 2
Exons: 3
Coding region: 626-1435 (269 amino acids)
Biological process (GO): intracellular signal transduction
Molecular function (GO): ubiquitin protein ligase activity
Source: RefSeq, a predicted model, not a curated record